AUGUCUAGACUUUCAACCAGCCUUAAGGCAUUAAUUAAUGCUCCUGCCGCCCGCCCAUCCACCGUCCCCGCGCCAGCAAACAUAACCUCGGUCUACCAAAAGAUCCAAGAAACCGCGCAAUCCAAGAAGAUCUCGCAGCCAUCAUGGGUCGCACUAUCAUCCUUGGCAGCCCUCUACGAGCUAGCCAGCACCAACCCGGACAAGCGAGUCGAGACCGCCGAGCUCAUGCGCGAGGUCGGUCUAAAAUGCAUCAGUUUUAACGGUAUUCCACGCACUAUAAACUGCCUCAACGCCUUCAGAGCCAGCCUCCCAGACUCAGUCGGCAGCCAGCUCUCCCGCACCCCGACCCGCGCACCAACCCCCGAGAACAUCUCCGCGAUCAGUGACCGCGGCCACGCACUCUGGGAUUCUAUCUACCGGCCAUUCGAGAAGAAGCUAUAUGAUAAACUGGCCGAUUCGCACCCCGACCUGCCGGUGCACAUCCUGCACAGCAACUACGGUGCCCUGUUGUCUGAUCCGGAGCGUAGCACUGGCGCCUCUGCCGGGCGGAUUUUGACGUCUAUUAUUGCUGUCUCGUGUUUGCGCGCUCAAUCUGGUGUUGGACCCCAGGUCAUCUCGCAUGUAUUUGGGUUGCGGAAGGCGCUUGAGGAUGGCUCGUGGGUGAAUGAUGUCGAGGGAGAAGAGGCUGCGCGGUGGUUAGCUAGCGAUGAGGGGAAUACCUGGAUUUUGAAUAGCGUUGAUGCUAUUGUCGAGGCUAUUAGCCAGGGCGCCGGGUCGAACUUCGCUCCUGCACGCGCGAAGUUGUAA
Molecule: messenger RNA, 807 nt
Organism: Penicillium mononematosum
Lineage: Eukaryota; Fungi; Ascomycota; Eurotiomycetes; Eurotiales; Aspergillaceae
Exons: 2
Coding region: 1-807 (268 amino acids)
Source: RefSeq, a predicted model, not a curated record